AUGGAUGUGUUGAAACGUUUGGAUUUUGUAUUUAAUUUGCACGAAGCUGUCCUUCCUACGGGUUAUCGAAAGUCGUUAAUUUUUCAACUUCUUCCUGACGUUAUACCACAAAAAAGUACAAGGAAUAUCGUUAUUGUGGUGUGUCCUUUAUCUUCAAUUAUGGAAGACCAAGUGCAGUUUUUAAACAGUGUUGGUAUUUCAGCAAUGUCACUUCAUUGCAAUAAUAGUUCCACAAGCUCUUAUGAAAGUUUGUUUGCCGAAAUGAAAACUCAUGAAGAAAUCAAUAUAUCAAAAAAGGUGCAAGAAGGGGAUAUAAAUCUACUCUUCGCUCAUCCAGAGGCAAUACUUUCCGAGCAAGGCAGAAAUUUAUUAAAGUCAACUGUGUAUCAAGAUAAUUUUGUUGGAAAUGUUAUUGACGAGGCCCAUUGUGUAGAAUUUUGGGGAGAAGAAUUUAGAAAAGAUUUUAAAGAACUUUCCACAGUGCGCACUUAUUUUCCAAAAGCAUCUAUGUUAGCCCUUACUGCAACUGCCUCACCUCAUCAUAUAACAAGUUUAGUGAAGUCAUUGAAUAUGUCAACAGCAAAAGUUAUCAGAGUAAAUCCCAACCGCAAAAACAUAUUUCUUGACAAAAAGAUCCGCAAAAGUAAUGCUUCUGGAUUCGAAAGCUAUGAGAAUAUAUUUUUACCUAUAGCAAAUUCAUUAAAUUCAGUAAGAGAACAAUUUCCAAUGAAAAUCAUUUAUAUGAAAUUAAAAUAUUGUGGUCUUGCCUUUAAUCUAUUUGAAAGAAUUUUAAGCACAUUUCAAUACGUGGGAUUUGACACCAUCUAG
Messenger RNA from Hydractinia symbiolongicarpus, 828 nucleotides. RefSeq names its product ATP-dependent DNA helicase Q1-like. Gene Ontology annotation, cellular component: nucleus; cytoplasm; nucleoplasm. The record is from RefSeq and is a predicted model, not a curated record. Gene Ontology annotation, molecular function: four-way junction helicase activity; nucleic acid binding; ATP binding. NCBI's taxonomy places the organism in Eukaryota, Metazoa, Cnidaria, Hydrozoa, Anthoathecata, Hydractiniidae. Bases 1 to 828 code for a protein of 275 amino acids. The transcript has 3 exons. Gene Ontology annotation, biological process: telomere maintenance; double-strand break repair via homologous recombination.